AUGAAGGAAAAUGAAAUUAGAGAAAAGUUUAUUACAUGUGGGAGAAUAUCUCGUAUGAUGAUGCAAUACUAUCCAAAUGGUCAAUCAAAAGGGUGUUGUUUCAUUGAAUUCGAAGACAAAAAAGGAGCUGAACGAGCAUGUUCUAGAGAUGGGUCAAUUAUCGAUAAACAAUAUAUACGUGUCAAUAUGGCAGAGAAAAAACCAAUGAAACGUUUGUUUAGUUGUUAA
This is a messenger RNA of Entamoeba nuttalli P19, 228 nucleotides long. Its product is annotated as RNA recognition motif domain containing protein. NCBI's taxonomy places the organism in Eukaryota, Evosea, Mastigamoebida, Endamoebidae. Gene Ontology annotation, molecular function: RNA binding. The transcript has a single exon. The record is from RefSeq and is a predicted model, not a curated record. The coding region runs from base 1 to 228 and encodes 75 amino acids.